Messenger RNA from Batrachochytrium dendrobatidis JAM81, 960 nucleotides. RefSeq lists its product as uncharacterized. The transcript has a single exon. NCBI's taxonomy places the organism in Eukaryota, Fungi, Chytridiomycota, Chytridiomycetes, Rhizophydiales. The record is from RefSeq and is a predicted model, not a curated record. The coding region runs from base 1 to 960 and encodes 319 amino acids.
AUGAUUGUGCCAGCAGAAACUCGUCAAACACAGCAGCAUACUCGUACACCCAGUUUUGAAGACUAUGGAUCCAUUAUAAGCCGUGUCAAGCAGCAAGUAUUGUUGCAGAUAAACAAGCCUUCAUUUCUCUGUCAGUCAUCUGUACAGGCUGCUUCACCGUCAGUCGGUUGUGUAUCUUUGAACACUCAGAUACAGGUUGAUGGCGCGUCUUCAAAGCAGCCUAAUUGUUCAGUCUAUACAGACCAUCAAGCCUACACCAACACAGUCAAAUUGAUUUCAAGCGAUAUAGAAAGCAGUGAUAGUGAAAAGGACGACCUAGACUGGGAAGAUGACUGCUGUAGCGACGCGGCGGAUGAAGCCAUUUUAGACUUUCGAACAGACCUCUCUCCAACCUUGCUGAAACUACAAUUGCCUCAAUCCACCAGUACUAGCGUUCUGAUUAUGUCUGAAGAUACACCCAUGACUGACAUUAAAGAAUCAUCUCAAUUGGGCAACACACAAAGUAAAUCAUCUACAGUUCUUGAAACCGAGUUUCGCGAUGCACUCAAAAUGUCUAGUAUGCUUGUCGACUACCAGGAACAGUAUAUUCGCAAAAGACUUGCCACAAUUCGAGAAAUGGGUGCAUAUGCUCAUUCGGCACAGCAUGAUCUAGCUGCAGUGCUAAACGAAACUGCUCUUGAACAAAAGCAAAGCAUGUUUGCCACGAUCAAUUCUGUUUCUACUGAGCUCGAUCAUACCAAUGAACAUGUCUAUACUUGUUCUAACAAGUUGGUCCGUCAAGAAAAAAGUAAAUACAUGUCGGACUGCAGUAAGACUUCUGAAGUGGAUUCCAUCUUGGAGUUUUUGGAUAUGUCGCGUGAGAAACAGAGCCAAACCUUUCAACCGCCACUAGAGCUCUCUAAACAGUCGCAAAAGUUUGCCAAAUUCAUUCCAACAGUUGUACCACAUCUAAAUCUAUAA